AUGAGGUUAACUACAGCACCUGUUCUUGCCUUGCCAUCUGGCACCAAAGGAUUUGUGAUCUAUAGUGAUGCUUCUUACAAAGGGUUGGGUUGUAUACUUAUGCAGAAUGGAAGGGUCAUCGCAUAUGCCUCACAACAACUUAAACCUCAUGAAAAGAACUAUCCCACGCAUGAUCUUGAGCUAGCUGCAGUGGUUUUUGCUUUAAAAAUAUGGCGGCAUUAUUUGUACGGAACUACUUGUGAAGUUUACACCGAUCACAAGAACCUCAAGUAUUUCUUCACCCAAAAGGAGCUAAAUAUGUGGCAGAGACAGUGGUUGGAGCUCAUUAAAGACUAUGACCUACAAAUCCAUUACCAUCCCGGUAAAGCUAACACGGUGGCAGAUGCCUUUAGCCGAAAGGGUGCAAGGAAUUUAGCGAGUUUACUCACGGGGCAAAAGGAGUUAUUACAUGAUUUGGAAAGAAUAAAUGUGGGAAUUGUGUUGCAUGGCCAAAAUGCGAUAGUAGCAGCGGUAUCAGCUCAACCGACAUUUAUGGAAAAAAUCAAGCAACGGCAACUAGAAGAUGAAUUCCUACAGAAAAUUUGUGAUGAAAUGGAAACAAGGCCAAAGCCCGGGUUCACGAUUGAGAAUUCAGUACUGAAAUUUCAAGGUAGGUCGUGUGUUCCAAAUGUGCUAGAAAUCAAGAGAAGAAUUAUGGAGGAAACACAUAACUCCAAAUUUGCAAUGCAUCCUGGUAAAAGUGAAGCACCAGAGACCGGCGGGUUUACUUCAACUCCUCCUAAUCCCGGAAUGGAAAUGGGAACAUUUAACCAUGGAUGUUAUUACUAUCAACAAAUUACCUUGGAUGAUAAAUUGAUGUAUGAGGAGAAACCAAUUCAGAUUUUUGAUCAACAGAUGAAGCAAUUACGAAAUAAAGUGGUCCUUAUGGUGAAAGUGGAGUGGCAGGAACAUUAUGGGAAAGAAGCGACUUGGGAGAGAGAAGAGGAUAUGAGACAGCGAAUGAAGAAGAGCAUUGCAGAUUUUGUAGUCCAAUGUUUGUAUUGCCAACAAGUCAAAACUGAACAUCAACAACCCGUUGGUUUAUUACAGCUACUUCCAAUACCGGAAUGGAAAUGGGAGCACAUUACCAUGGACUUCAUCAUGGGAUUGCCUUGCUCUUCUCGAGGUAUGGAUUCUAUUUGGGUUAUUGUUGAUCGUCUAACUAAAUCUCCUCACUUUUUACCUGUCAAAUCUUUGUAUAAUGCGGAUAAGUUGGCUAAUUUGUAUGUCAAUGAGAUUGUAAAAUUACACAGAAUUCUAUUGUCCAUAGUGUCUAACAGAGAUCCCAAGUUUACUUCAAGAUUCUGGCAGAGUUUGCAACAGGCCUUUAGGACUGAAUUGAGAUUAAGUAGUACUUAUCACCCACAGACAGAUGGCCAAUCAGAACGGACCAUUCAAACAUUGUAG
This is a messenger RNA of Camellia sinensis, 1446 nucleotides long. NCBI's taxonomy places the organism in Eukaryota, Viridiplantae, Streptophyta, Magnoliopsida, Ericales, Theaceae. The record is from RefSeq and is a predicted model, not a curated record.